Messenger RNA from Akanthomyces muscarius, 753 nucleotides. RefSeq lists its product as uncharacterized. The coding region runs from base 1 to 753 and encodes 250 amino acids. Lineage: Eukaryota; Fungi; Ascomycota; Sordariomycetes; Hypocreales; Cordycipitaceae. The transcript is spliced from 2 exons. The record is from RefSeq and is a predicted model, not a curated record.
AUGCCCCCCAAAAUCGUAAGCCAACAAGAAUGGAUCGAGGCAAGCAAGGCACUUCUCGAAAAAGAAAAGGAGCUUAUGCGCGCCGCCGACGCGCUCAGCGCCGCCCGUCGCGAGCUGCCCAUGGUCCGGGUGGACAAGGACUACACAUUCGCCGCCGCCGACGGCAGCACCGCUCCUCGCUCACUCGCGGACCUCUUUGACGGCAUGGACCAGCUCAUCGUCUACCACUUCAUGUUCGGGCCCGACGACGAGCGCGGCUGCGGCGGCUGCGCGCACAUCGCCGGGUCCCUCCCGGACGUGCGCCACCUGCGCGCGCGCCGGACCCAGCUCGCCUGCGUGUCGCGCGCGGCUCCGGACAAGCUCAGGGGCUUCGAGGCAAAGUGCGGCUGGACGUUUCCCUGGUACUCGACCGUGGCGGAUGCCGGCAAUGAGUUCAACCGGGAUUUUCACGUGUCAAUUGAUCAGCGUGGCGAGGCAGAGAGAACAGCGCCAGGCAGCUUGUUCAAUUUUCGGAGCAAGGAGGAGCUGGAAGCCUUGGGAAAGAAGACGUACACGGGUGAGUACUUUGGCUUCAGCGUCUUCAUGAAGAAUGAGGAUGGCGAGGUGUUUCAUACCUACUCCACGUACGGAAGAGGAGUAGAAAGGGUCAGCUCCAUCUUUGCGUUGCUCGACAUUACGCCUUUGGGCCGACAAGAUGAGCCGGGUGGACCUGGCGCGUUCAAGCUCAAAUACGAGUAUGAGCAGGAUGCUUGA